Molecule: messenger RNA, 1536 nt
Organism: Neltuma alba
Lineage: Eukaryota; Viridiplantae; Streptophyta; Magnoliopsida; Fabales; Fabaceae
Exons: 1
Coding region: 1-1536 (511 amino acids)
Source: RefSeq, a predicted model, not a curated record
AUGCAUAAUGCCCAAGAGAUUAUGCAAGUUACACGUGGUGGAAGAGCAGCUUUGACAUUAUCAAUUAUCAUUAAGGAGGUAAGGGAUCACACAAAUAAGCAUCUAAAUGAAAUAAGGAGGACCUUGGCAAGGGAUUAUGGUGUGAAGUUGACAUAUAAGCAGGCAUAUAGGGCUAAGAAAAAAGCAUUAGAGGAAAUACAAGGGAGGCUUGAACAGUUAUACAUGUUGAUACCAUGGAUAUGUCAACGAUUGAAGGAAACCGAUGGGAAGACGGUUGCUGAAUGGUUAGCAACUGUUAACAACAUAUUUGGACGCAUUUUCAUAGCAUAUGGUUGUUGUGUAGAGGGUUUUUUUUCUGGGGCAAGACAUAUACUGUACAUAGAUGGAACACAUUUGAGUGGACCAUAUAAGAGAACACUGCUAUCAGCCUCAACAUAUGAUGCGGACAAUGAAUUAUUACCAUUCGCAUAUGCUCUUGUGAAUGGAGAGACUUAUGAGGAGUGGGCAUGGUUCCCAAAUAUGUUAAAACGGAUAGUUGGUGCAAUCCAAUUAACUAUUGUGUCAAAUCGUCACAAUGCAAUAAUAGGAGCUGUUGGAGCAAUAUUUGGAGGUAACAGUCAUGCAUACUGUUAUAGGCAUGUGAAGGAAAAUUUCAGCUUUGAAAUGAAUAAAUUAUAUAGAGAUAGGAGGAGAAUUAGCGGUAUUAGUAAGGAAGUUGGAUUAAAGUUGCUUGAUGACAUUGCAUAUGCGAGGGUUAACUUUCAGUUUGAUAAGACAAUGACAAGGAUGGGAAAUUUUAGUCCUCAUUUACUUCAGUGGCUUGACAAUCAUGGUGAUAUGCAUAAGUGGGCAAUGAGCAAGUUUUCAUAUAAACGGUGGGAUAACAUAACAACGAACCUUGCUGAGUCAUUCAAUGCUUGGAUCGUAAAGGAGAGGCGCCAUAAUGUUGCCCAACUUAUUCAUGAACAUCGUGAGAAGAUUGCAAGGAAGAUGUGCGCAGCAAGUAUGGCAAUGGGAAACUGGAGAAAUGGUAUGGGUCCAAACAUUGAUGGAAAGGUGAUGGAAAAUGUGGCUAGAUCAGUUCAUAUGCAUGCUGAACCUUAUGGAGGUGGUAGGGUCUGUGUACAUACUAUGCGUGGAGCGUUAUAUGUCAAUAUUCAGUCAUAUGAAUACACUUGUGCUACAUGGCAAAUGACAGGGAUUCUGUGUCCACAUGCUUGUGCUACAAUAAAGGUAGUCCAUGCAAAUGUGUAUGAUUUUAUGGAGGACUGUUAUAAAAUAACAUCCCAAGAGAAGAUUUAUGGGAACACCAUGAUUCCAGUAGUGACAAUUGACAAGCCUAAUCCUAAUGAUUAUAUGCUGGAAAACAUAACAAAUCAAGUGUUGCUAUAUCCACCUACAACUAGUAGACCUUCUGGAAGGCCAAGAAUUAGAAGGCGAGAAUCCCAAUUCCAAAAUAGGAAGAUUUACCACUGUGGACGGAGUCAUGAAGCUAGGCACAGUAAAAGAACAUGUAGAAAUCCAAACCCAAUUUAA